Messenger RNA from Sporothrix brasiliensis 5110, 1074 nucleotides. Its product is annotated as zinc-binding alcohol dehydrogenase. Gene Ontology annotation, biological process: alcohol metabolic process. The record is from RefSeq and is a predicted model, not a curated record. Gene Ontology annotation, molecular function: zinc ion binding; alcohol dehydrogenase (NADP+) activity. NCBI's taxonomy places the organism in Eukaryota, Fungi, Ascomycota, Sordariomycetes, Ophiostomatales, Ophiostomataceae. The transcript has 2 exons. The coding region runs from base 1 to 1074 and encodes 357 amino acids.
AUGUCUUCUCCCCAAAAGUUCCAGGGCUGGCUGGGUCUUGACGCCAGCAGUGUCAACGGCCAGAUGAAAUGGGGCGAGUUUGAGCCCAAGAAGUGGGAGGAGAGCGACGUCGACAUCCAGGUCUCGCACUGCGGCAUCUGCGGCUCCGAUCUGCACACGCUCCGGUCCGGCUGGGGUGAGACACCAUUCCCUUGUGUCGUUGGACAUGAAAUCGUUGGCAAGGCCGUCCGCGUCGGCAAGGACGUCAAGCACAUCAAGGUGGGCGACAACGUCGGCGUUGGCGCCCAGGGCCGGUCGUGCCUGGAAAAGGACUGCCCCGAGUGCUCUACGGGCCUGGAAUCCUACUGCGGGCGCGUCAACGUCGGAACCUACGGUGGCAUCCACCCAAACGACAUUGGCAAGUCGUACGGCGGCUACGCGACGUACAACCGCUCCAACGGCCACUUUGUCUUUAAGAUCCCCGACGCGAUCAAGCCGGAGCACGCCGCGCCCAUGCUCUGCGGCGGCAUCACCGUGUACUCGCCCCUCAAGCGCUACGGCGCGGGGCCGGGCAAGACGGUCGGUAUUGUCGGCGUCGGCGGUCUCGGCCACUUUGGCGUGCUCUUUGCCAAGGCCCUGGGCGCCGACCGCGUCGUCGCCCUGUCGCGCAAGUCGGACAAGCGCGCGGACGCGCUGGCCCUGGGCGCCGACGAGUACAUUGCCACGGACGAGGACGCGGGCUGGCCCGCCAAGCACGCCCGCUGCGUGGACUUGAUUGUGUCCACGAUUUCGUCAGACAAGAUGCCCAUGGCGGACUACCUCAAGCUGCUCAAGGUGCACGGCACGUUCAUCCAGGUCGGCGCGCCCGACGGCGGCAACCUGCCGGCCAUCAACGCAUUUACGCUCAUUGGCAGCGGCAUCCAGGUCGGCGGCAGCCUCAUUGGCGCGCCCGACGAGAUCCGCGAGAUGCUGCAGCUGGCGGCCGACAAGAAGAUCGAGCCGUGGGUGCAGCUGCGGCCGAUGAAGGACGCAAAUGCGGCCGUGGUGGACUUGGCCAAUGGCGAUGCGCGGUACCGUUACGUGUUGGAAGCAUAA